AGCCGAUCUCUGCCAUGAUUCCCAGAUCGUGGGGGAAUGGUCGGCUCUGAACCAUCAUCACGAAAUCUUGAAGAAACGUCAACAAAAGAUACUUUUUGAACAGGUUAUACUACAACGAAAAUAAUGGGUUCUACACAGGCAUUGAAGAUACUUUUGUGGACGGGAUUCAAUAAAUCACUGAAACUGAAAAUGGCCCGACGUACCUUCCUUUCCUUUGGAAAAAUCACGAUUCCAUCAACUUGUAGAUGUUUAGAUGCAAGCCUGGUAUCUUUUAGUACAACAACAUCCCCAGUUCAACAAACCCAAUCUGAGCAGUGUGAAGAGGAGAAUGUUGCAGAACUAUCAGAGAAUGAUAGAGUUAAUCCACACUUCAUCAAUCGUAACCCAAGGAAUCUUGAAUUGAUGGCAGUAGCAAGGAAAGACAAAGGAUGGUCACAGAGUUACCCUAGAAAAGAUUACUGGCAUAAGUUAUUUGUCAGCAAGACCAACAGGCAUAUCACAGCACACAUUGAGCAUCUCAAAGGUAACAUUGUAGUGAAAGCAUCUACCAAAGAGUGGGCCAUUAAGAGACAUCUUUACUCUACAUCAGAUGUAUCAGCCUCAGAGAACCUCGGAAGAGUAUUAGCUCAGAGAUGUCUGGAGUCUGGUAUUAGCUUUUUACAUGUCAACAUGAAGAAUGAAGAGAAAGAAAAAGAAAGGAUGACUGUAUUCCUCAAUGCUCUUGAAGAAGGUGGUUUGGUGCUUGGUGAACCUAGAUCAGUUGUUGAUUUCAGAGAACCAAUUAACUACUUUCCAGAAGUGGAUUGACAAGAGAUCAUCAAACAGACUCUGCCUGUUUCAACAUGAAUAGAGACUCUCUUUAAUGGAUCCUACACUGACAUUAUUGGCAUGAAAGUAUUGUGGCAUUCCUGAAUGCACUCACAGCCCCUCCUGAUCAUGUUUUUAGGAUGCAUUGAUGUAACUAUCACAAAAGUUAAUUAUAUGAUCCAAAUGCAAAGUUUUAGGAAAAAAACACCUCCAAAUUGCCAGCCGUAUCCUUCAGCUUCCCUCAGGAAAAUGACCCUUUUGACCACUACUGAAAGGACUGGGUCUUGAAGUCAUGGAAGUAAGAAGUUGUUGGCCAGCGCUUUCCAGUAGGAAGGUUUUCCAAAUAUUCUUUAUCCCUGUGUUCUGGGCUCCGUAACACAAAGGUUUGCGAUGAAUUGCAAGUAUGAAAGAAUAGCGCCGAUUGGUUCCCGGUCAGUAUUUUAUACAGAGUGCGCGUGCAACAACGAUCUUGAUUGGUCAUUGGUAUUUAGCGAUUGAUUGCAAAGCUUUGUGUUACAGAGCCCAGGUCUUGGUUAACUAAUUUGGUUUUUUGCUUGAACACAGUAGUCACAUCCUGUCAUUAAUUGAUCCACCAGGAUCUUGAUCAGAAGAGGUUGUAUAGUUGUGCAGUGGCUGUUAUUCAUACAAGUAAUCUGUCUAUUCCCAGUUUCUCUCCAUUGUUUCCUUCACUAAACACCCCCAAACCACUACUUUUUCUUUACUAUACCACACAAAGCCCACAUAUAAACAGUCAAACCACUGAGGUUGGUAGUGAUAUGCACUGCAGAAUGCAAAUAACUGCUCAUUCUAAAACGUGCUACAACUUUCAUGUUGAGUGCUUUUGGUAUACAUUUAUGUAUAUAUAAUAAAGAUUAGAUAUACAAAAAGAAGAA
Molecule: messenger RNA, 1700 nt
Organism: Lytechinus pictus (painted urchin)
Lineage: Eukaryota; Metazoa; Echinodermata; Echinoidea; Temnopleuroida; Toxopneustidae
Product: large ribosomal subunit protein uL18m-like
Exons: 4
Coding region: 124-807 (227 amino acids)
Biological process (GO): translation
Cellular component (GO): ribosome; mitochondrion
Molecular function (GO): 5S rRNA binding; structural constituent of ribosome
Source: RefSeq, a predicted model, not a curated record